AUGUCAGAUGCAGAGGAAAACCCACUAGAAGAAACAGAAGAAUACGGAGAAAUAGAAAUGCAAGAAGAAGAUGAAGAAGAAGAAGAAGAUCCAAAUUUUGAAGGGCUAGAAAAUAUGCAAGGGGAAUUAAAAGAAGUUAACACAUUAGCAUGGACAGCGUCUCCAGAGGAGGAGGAGGGAGAAGAAGGGAGGGAGUUUGGGGAGGAGGCGGAAGCAGAGGAUGGGGAGGAAGGAGAGGUGGAGAGAAGAGAAGAGGAAGAGGAGGACAGGGAAGGGAAGGAGGAGGGAGAGGAAGAAGAGGAGGAAGAAGGGGAAGGGGAGAAGAGAGUGGAGGAGCAUGAGGAAGAGGGAGGGAAGGGAGAGGAAGUGGUGGAAGGAUUUGGGAAAGAGGCUGUCAAAGAAGAAGUAGGGGAAGAGACUGCAGAAGCACUGGAGGAGGAAGAGGAGGCCUCAGGAGCACAGGAAGAAACCUCUGGAGAGCCCGAAGAAAUCACCACGUCCAUGAUCAGUUUGGAGAGAUUUACACAGACUGAUUCCCAGACAAUCUUCUCAGAAACAUCCCUAAAAAGUAGCGAGUCAAAGCAUUCAUUACAAUCAGAUCUUUUGGAAAUGUUCGAGCUUCCAAGAAGCCCUAGCUCACAAUUAGAGUUUCUGGAUUUGGAUGUAACCACUUCUGGGGAACCACUGAUUAGUUUCCCGGAAAGGCAGCCUUCAGGCGAGCUCUACCAGAGGCCCCAAGAUGAAUUGGAAGAAGAAGAAGGGAGAGACUUGGAACCAGAAAGGGGAGACUUGGAGCAGGAAAACAGGGAAAGGAGAAAAGAAAUGAGAGUAUCAUAUACCAGCGAGAAAAGCGAAAAAGAAUCACAGCCCAAAGCAAGGAUCACCAAGGCAUCGCUGGUCUCCACCGCCACUGAGGACAUUUUGUUCCAAAGGAGGGAGAGUACCAACUUGUAUCCCUUGACCAUGACCUGGUCAUUCGGGUGGAACAGUUCCCUUCCUGUUUACUACAUUCGAGAAAACCAGAGAGUCCUUCUCUACGCCAGUGGUCACACUGGGGUCAUCUACAACGUCCUCAAGAACAACCAGCACCAUCUUCAGGGCCACCCCAACAACAUUUCCUGCCUCUGCAUCAGUGAAGACAGGCGCUGGGUCGCCACGGCUGACAAAGGGCCCGGCUGCCUGAUCAUCAUAUGGGACUCUUUUACAGGCAUUCCUGUGCACACGAUAUUCGAUAGCUGCCCAGAAGAUAACGGCAUCAGGGCCAUGGCCAUCACUCACGACGCUAAGUAUCUGGCAACCAUCUCAGAUGCUGAAAUCCAGAAAGUUUGCAUCUGGAAGUGGACGUUAGCGGUAGAAACGCCAGCAUGCACUCUUGACCUCCCCAAGGAAUAUGGUUUUCAGAACUACCUAAUUUUUAAUCCAACAAAUAAUAAAGAAUUGGUGAGCAAUAGUAAAACACAAGCAAUAUAUUAUACGUGGUAUCCAGAGGGAGGCAUACUUGUUCACAGUGCCCCGCUUUUAACAGAAAAAACAUUCAACAAGCUCGUGGGAAAAUUUAGCCAGUCUAUCUUUCACUUGAAUUUAACCCAAAUACUGUCCGCGACGAUGGAAGGGAAGCUGGUUGUCUGGGACAUUUACCGCCCACUGCCAUCUGCCUCCUCCUCCAUGGGCUUUCCCCAUAUCAAACCUUGCAAACUGGUUCAUUUGCAGAAGGAGGGUAUCACUGUGCUCACUACAGUUGACAGCUAUAUUGUCACAGGCGACAUUCGGGGCAACAUCAAGUUCUAUGAUCACACCCUCUCCAUUGUGAACUGGUACAGCCACUUCAAACUCAGCUCCAUAAGAUCCCUGUCCUUUUCAAAGACCCCAGCAGCUCCUCCGACCGAAAAUACAAACUAUCCUCCAGACUGCACUCUAAAAAGUGACCAUUUUGUUGUAAGGAAUUUUAUCAUCGGAACAUCAGAUGCAUCAGUGUACCACUUGACAGUAGAUGGGACUAAACUUGAGAAGUUAUUUGUUGAGCCCAGGGAUGCCAUUUGUGCCAUCUCCUGCCACCCAUACCAGCCCCUCAUUGCCAUCGGAAGUUUCUGCGGGAUGAUCAAAGUGUGGGAUUAUGAACAGAAAAAAUACCUCUUCAGCAGAGUCUUUGAGAAGGGGCUUGGAGUUCAGAGUCUGACCUACAACCCUGAAGGAGCUCUGCUUGGAGCUGGCUUCACAGAGGGGACAGUUUACAUUCUUGAUGCAAUGUCCUUAGAAAGUGCAAUCUCAGAGCCUUUCAGAUACUCCAGAAGCAGCGUGACUCAUAUCAGUUUCUCCCAUGACUCCCAGUACAUGGCGACCGCUGAUGUCAGUUUCACUGUGGCUGUUUAUGUGGUGAGAGUCAAACACAGACGAAGGGUCUGGGAAUACUUGGCAAGGCUGCGCUCUCACCGCAAGAGCAUUCGAAGUGUCCUGUUUGGGGUUCAUCUGGACAGCAACGAGCCCCGACUGCUGAGCCUCGGCAGAGACAGACUUCUGAUUGAGUACAACCUACUCAAGAGCUACAAAGAUCACCUGGCAGUCCUGGACGUUCACUGGACUGACCAGGGUAGCUACCCCACCUGCAUGGUCUGGUACCCGCCGCUCACCAAGGAGCUCUUCCUGCUCAUCUGCAACAGUAGCUACAAAGUGAAGCUUUUUAACUCCACCACAAAAAUGUGCAGGAAGACACUCCUUGGGCCAGUUUACGGAUCUCCCAUAGAGCAUAUACAAAUCCUCCCAGUGAAAUCCACUCUGGAACUGCAGAAGCGCUACAUGGUGUUCAUUAACAGAGACAAGGUUGGACUUCAGAUCUUACCAGUUGAUGGCAACCCACAUAAGACCUCUGCCCUCAUAUGCCACCCGAACGGGGUGGCUGGCAUGGCCCUCUCCUAUGACGGCUGCUAUGUCUUCACAGCAGGAGGGCAGGAUCGGUCAGUGGUGCAGUGGGAAAUCAACUUAAGUGCCCUGGAGGCAGCAGUUUCUCUCGGGGGUGAAGACCUGACCCCGUUCUACGGUCUGGUGUCUGGUGGCAGGGAAGGAAAAUUCUACAGGGAGCUGGAAGACUAUUUUUACUAUUCUCAGCUCCGUAGUCAAGGUAUCGAUACAAUGGAGACCAGAAAGGUGUCGGAACACAUCUGUCUGUCGGAGCUUCCUUUUGUCAUGAGAGCAAUUGGCUUUUACCCAUCGGAAGGGAAGAUUGAAGAUAUGUUUAACGAAAUCAGAUUUAGUGAGUAUGUGGACACUGGAAAGCUCAUCGACAAAAUCAACUUACCGGAUUUCUUAAAAGUCUACCUCAAUCAUAGGCCACCCUUCGGUAACACCAUGAGCGGCAUCCAGCAGAGCUUUGACAUUCUUGGUUUCACCAAUUCAAAGGGAGAGAAGGCUAUUCAAAGAGAGGAUUUUCUGAAUCUGCUUCAAACUAAAGGUGAGCACAUGACGGAAGAGGAGAUGACGGACUGCUUCGCCACGCUGUUUGGACUGAAUCCCGAGGGCUGGAAAUCCGAGCCUGCAGCCUCCUCUGUCAAAGGUUCUGAAAUUUGCUUAGAAGAAGAACUUCCAGACGAAAUCACUGCAGAAAUAUUCACGACUGAAAUUCUUGGCUUAACCAUUUCCCAAGAUUCUAGACAAGAUCCUAGGAUCAGUGAAGUCGAGCAGAGUUUCUGA
Rangifer tarandus platyrhynchus (Svalbard reindeer) is the source of this 3684-nucleotide messenger RNA. Lineage: Eukaryota; Metazoa; Chordata; Mammalia; Artiodactyla; Cervidae. The record is from the annotation of a GenBank genome assembly.